This is a messenger RNA of Raphanus sativus (radish), 1422 nucleotides long. RefSeq lists its product as uncharacterized. The transcript has 3 exons. NCBI's taxonomy places the organism in Eukaryota, Viridiplantae, Streptophyta, Magnoliopsida, Brassicales, Brassicaceae. The record is from RefSeq and is a predicted model, not a curated record. Bases 1 to 1422 code for a protein of 473 amino acids.
AUGGAAAUCUCAGACAAGAUCUCAUUCAUGGAGGGAGCAGCGGCCGAACAGGCUAAAACUCGCGACGACCUCCUGGUAAUUGAGCUGACGAUCCACGACAUCGACGUCGCGAGAGUACUAAUCGACACCGGAAGCUCGGUUAACAUCAUCUUCCAAGAAACUCUCGCGAAGAUGCAGAUCGAUCCGUCGGAAAUUACAGAAGACGCAAGCCCGCUGGUAGGGCUUUCGGGAGAACCCACCAUCGCUUCGGGGUCAAUCAGUUUCGCAGACAAAGCCGGAACGGUAGAAAAACUAACGGAAUUCCUAGUAGUGGAUCUCCCGGCAUCAGUGUCGCGGAUAUGUCUCGCUGCGGAACUCAAGCGCAAGAGGUCCGAUCUCGACACCGCUCCCAAGAAAACUAAGAAAACGAUUACAGACGAAGACACACAGGAUUUGGCUGAACUCUUCUGGCAAUCUCGAAGGGCUGAUGCCCUAGAAGAAAAACGCGAACCAACCUGUGAACCCGUAAUUACGGUUUGUCUCGAUGAAGCAUUCCCAGAACGUUGUGUCGAAAUCGGAGCCAAUCUCCGCGAGCCCUUGAAGACAAAACUCGUAGCCUGUCUUAAGAAAAAUCUUAACACAUUCGCAUGGACUGCGGAGGACAUGCCAGGAAUCGACAUUAACAUUACCUGCCAUGAACUAAAUACCGAUCCGACGUUCAAACCAGUCAAGCAGAAAAGGCGAAAGCUAGGCCCCGAACGAGCAACCGCAGUCAAUGAAGAAGUCAAAAAACUUCUUAAGAAGAACGGAAAAUGGCGAGUGUGCGUCGAUUUUACCGAUCUCAAUAAAGCAUGCCCGAAAGAUAGUUUCCCUUUGCCGCAUAUCGACCGGCUGGUCGAAGCAACAGCAGGGAAUGAACUCUUGUCCUUCAUGGACGCGUUCUCGGGAUACAAUCAGAUUAUGAUGAAUCCUGAUGACCGCGAGAAAACAGCGUUCAUUACGGAUCGCGGGACUUAUUGCUAUAAAGUAAUGCCUUUCGGCCUCAAGAACGCCGGCGCAACAUAUCAACGACUCGUUAAUCGAAUGUUCGCCGAUCAACUCGGAAAAACGAUGGAGGUUUACAUUGACGAUAUGCUCGUCAAAUCCCUUCGCUCUAACGACCAUGUCGACCAUCUUGAGGAGUGCUUCUCCCGGCUAAAUUCACAUAACAUGAAACUUAACACGGCCAAAUGCAGAUUCGCCGUAGCAUCGGGAGAAUUCCUUGGAUACUUGGUAACUUAUCGCGGGAUAGAAGCCAACCCAAAACAGAUCGAUGCACUCAUCGGGAUGGCCUCUCCCAAAAACAAGCGAGAAGUACAAAGGUUGACCGGGAGGGUCGCAGAACUCAAUCGGUUUAUAUCCCGAUCCUUUCUACGACGUCCUGCGGGGAAACAAAAAAUUUGA